Durusdinium trenchii is the source of this 921-nucleotide messenger RNA. Lineage: Eukaryota; Dinophyceae; Suessiales; Symbiodiniaceae. The record is from the annotation of a GenBank genome assembly.
UGGCUCAUAGCUAUGUAGCGCAAGCAUCUUUAGUGCAUUUGACCGGGCGUCCUCCGUUGUUUUUAGGAUGAAGAGAUGACUGAAGUGAGCGGCGCUGACAGAGGCGCCAUGAAAGAGGCUACUGAAUCCACAGGGCUGCUGAAAACCUCCAGGGCCCUUGGAACUGCGACAGGCCCACAGUUGAUGCUGAACAUCGUGGUGUGUGGUCUUGGGACAGGGCUCUUCACUUUGCCCUGGAGCAUCGCAGGUGCCUCGUGUUUCCUGGGCGUUGCGAUUGUCGCUCUUGUCCUGGCUUUGAAUGCCCGGGGCCUAGGAGAUUCUGCAGGCUAGCUGGAUGUGCCAGUUCUUUCAACAAGUGCCUGGCCAAUUGGGGCGAACGAUGCCUCGAGUGGUGAAUUUCACCAUUUGGGUUGGGGGCUUUUUCUGCCUUGUCUCCUAUGUGAUCGUUAUUGCUGACUGUGGAGGCCCCUUACUACAUCUCCAGUCCUGGCGAUUGAAAGCCUUGUCCUCCGUGCUGGUUCUGCCUUUGUGCUUCUUGGAUCAGCGCUGGCUUUCCAUGACCUCGUCGAUGUCGGUGGCAGCUGUGUUGGUAGUCUUUGGGCUACUCAUCCAGUUGUCCCAUGCGGAGGCCCAGGCCCCGUGUGCCAAACUGCUGAUUGACGACCCAAGCUGAUUUCUGGUAUUGUGAGACAAGAACAAAGGUGUAACUAAGGGUAGGGUGGACCUUGAUUGUUACUCGAGACUCAUGGUUGUGAAUCUAAGGGUGUGCAAAGACGUAGGAUGUGCCAUCCGUGAUGCAAAUUCAGUGUCCUGGCCACUGGCUGCUGUAUAAAUUCUGUGCACAGUGUCCUGGUUUCCGCUACUUUAUGGGAGCCAGAGCAGGACUGUAAAGACCGCAACACUUGCUUUGACAAAUCAAGG